GUUCUCAACCACAUUUUGGACUAUAGAAAUUUUAUCCACAGACCAUAUAUAUAAAUAUCAUAAAGAGUGAACAAAAAAAGACAGGAAAUUCCGUUUAAAAAAACAGAUGGAAUUAACUACAAUUUCACAGUCUCUUUCUUAUGCUAAUCUCCCAAAACUAUCAUCUCUGUUCCAUUCUAGAGCUACCCUUUGUUCUUCCAAUUCCAUCAAUAUUCUUGGAUUUAAUUGCAUACCCAGAAAGCUAAAAUGCAAUGCAAGGCAACUGAGGCAAUUUGGAGCUAUCUAUGCUUCUUUGGCUGAGAGCAAUUCAACAAAUGUUUCUGUUACAUGGCUUCUUGAAUUUAUAGGUGAUGGAGACGCAAGACACAUCGGUUCUCCAACUGCAAAGCCGGGCUCUCUUGAAAUACCUUCGGCCGGUGCAGUUACUGUCGGACGUCUUGCUGAGAAGGCAGAUAUGGUCAUUCCGGUGCCUACAGUAUCUGCUGUACAUGCUCUGCUACAAAGCAUGGAGGAGUAUCUUGUAGUGACAGAUUUAGACAGCACGAAUGGCACGUUCAUCGGUGAGAAGAGGCUCAGACCUGGUGUGGCUGCUGCUGCAUUACCUGGAAGUCUCUUGACAUUUGGGGACACCAAUUUGGCGAUAUUCCGGGUAGCAAAGUUUGAGAAGAUGGAAACUCCAUCUGAACCAGAGGAAGUUGAAGCUAAUACAGAGGAAGAGGAGCCAAGUAGCAGCUAAAAGAUCAGGGUUCUUAUUAUCUGCAAUAAUUUUGUAAACGCGGCCGGCCCUUCCCCGGACCCUGGUGAACGCGAGAUGUCUUGUGCACCGUGCUGCCCUGUUUUUUAAAAUUUUGUAAACAGAGGAAAUUUAUAUAUGUGACUUAAGUUUUGUUUCUUUUUCUUUUCUACUAGAAGACUACUGUGUCAUUCUGUAACAUUUAUAGAAAAUAUGAUUUGCCUUUUUUA
Molecule: messenger RNA, 963 nt
Organism: Nicotiana attenuata
Lineage: Eukaryota; Viridiplantae; Streptophyta; Magnoliopsida; Solanales; Solanaceae
Exons: 5
Coding region: 107-736 (209 amino acids)
Molecular function (GO): mRNA binding; protein binding
Source: RefSeq, a predicted model, not a curated record